Messenger RNA from Aspergillus puulaauensis, 1455 nucleotides. RefSeq names its product MOSC domain protein. Gene Ontology annotation, molecular function: molybdenum ion binding; pyridoxal phosphate binding; catalytic activity. NCBI's taxonomy places the organism in Eukaryota, Fungi, Ascomycota, Eurotiomycetes, Eurotiales, Aspergillaceae. The record is from RefSeq and is a predicted model, not a curated record. The transcript has 2 exons. Bases 1 to 1455 code for a protein of 484 amino acids.
AUGGCAAUGCUGGAAUCCCCAGCUGAUCAGAAUGCCGCUUUAAUCAAUAACAUGCUUGCCAUAGCAGGCGCUCUGCUAUUCACGCUAUGUGCUGUGGCCCAGCACUCCGUCAAAAGCUCAUAUAUCCCAAAAGGCUGCCGCAUUCUCGGACUCCUAACAAGCCAAAGUAAUCUGCACGAUGAAUUCCACCCUGAGUACAACCAGGGUGUCCCUGAAAACAGCAUAGACGAGCAAGGGCGUCCAGCAUGGCGCGUGAAAGCGCUCUUUACAUACCCGCUUAAGAGCUGCGCAGGGGUUGAGCUGAAUGAAGCCGAUGUCGUCGCCACAGGCUUUGCCUUUGAUAGGCAAUUCUGCUUUGCGGAGGCGGAGCCUUGCAAGGAUCCCAAAGAUGGGUCGACUUGGGUAGCGCGUACCCUUCGCAAUCGCGGCUUUAGCAGACUUGCUCUCGUCCGUCCGGAGAUUUGGAUUCCUGAUCCGGCUAUUCCAGGGUACAAUCCUGAACUCGAAGAGGUUAAAUCACGCGGUGUUAUGGUGAUAUACUACCCCCGUGUUGGCCGCAACUUUCUGCACUCGGCCAUGAUCAAAGCCGGCAUCUACUUCAACAUCAUCCCAAGGGAAACCUUAUUCACAGUUCCCCUUCAUCCUCCCCCCAGUCCAGACAAACAGCGCAAUUUCCCACUAACCCCUGUCAAAAUCUGGAAAGAUAACCCCUUGGCCUACAACUACGGCCACUUCAUCCCACCCUCCUUCCUCCACUUCCUCAUCCCGCAUGAACCAAGUCAGAGUCACAACCGACAUAUAACCCUGUUCCGUGUAAACCCAUCCCACACCAGGGAAAUCUACCGCAACGCCCCUCGCAAACAGGAUCUUGGUUUCCAGCCUACGACCGGCUUCGCAGACGCGUACCCAAUUCACCUCCUUGGUCUUGCCAGUGUAAGAGACGUUAAUUUGCACUGCGUGGAUGACAUCCAGCAUCUGAGCAGUCGGCGCUUCAGAGCGAAUGUUAUCAUCCAGGGUCCUGGGGCGUUUGUGGAGGAUGACUGGAAGGUUAUUCGUAUCUCGCCUCCAUCAUUAGCAGCAGCGUCAUCAUCACCGUUAUCCGCUCCUACUGCAAACAUAGUUGCAGGAGAUGAUGCUUCGGGAACCAAGACCAGCGGACCAAACCAUUCUGCAUCGGGAUUGGUGAUAUACACGGCCUGCCGCACAAUCCGGUGCAAACUCCCCAAUGUCGACCCGGACACUGGGAUUCGACACCCCCGGGAACCGGAUCGGACAUUGAAGAGCUAUAGACGCAUCGAUAAGGGCGAUUUGACAAAUGCUUGUUUGGGAAUGCAAGGGGUUCCGGCUGUACAGGAAUCCCGAAUUCGGGUUGGAGAUGCGGUGUCUGUCCUGGAGACGGGCGAGCAUUGUUAUAUUAAGAUGUUGAAACCAGGCGAGAAUGUGGAGGGGGUUUAA